Molecule: messenger RNA, 2521 nt
Organism: Blastomyces dermatitidis ER-3
Lineage: Eukaryota; Fungi; Ascomycota; Eurotiomycetes; Onygenales; Ajellomycetaceae
Product: peroxisomal targeting signal-1 receptor
Exons: 3
Coding region: 236-2110 (624 amino acids)
Biological process (GO): protein import into peroxisome matrix, docking
Cellular component (GO): cytosol; peroxisomal membrane
Molecular function (GO): protein binding
Source: RefSeq, a predicted model, not a curated record
UCGAGCCCGACUCAAUAUAAACAUAUCAACAUAUCCUAUUCUCUCAACCUCCCCGUCUUUGCUUACUUUCUUCUUCUUCUUUUUUUUUAUAUAAAUUAUCUAUACUCACGCCACUUCCUCCACCUUUUCUACGCCGUCAGUCGACUCGUCCGGCACGACCCACGUGCUGUCAUUCAUCAUUAACCUACUAUACCCCCGUAUUUUAUCCGUCGUCGUGCAUAUCGAUCUCGAACACAUGUCUUUCCUCAGCGGGCCUGAGUGCUCGACAGCAGGCAAUCCCUUAACACAAUUUACAAAGCAUGUUCAGGAUGAUAAAUCGCUACAACGAGAUAGACUCGUUGGGCGGGGUCCUGGCGGCCUACAGGAGGGCAUGCGCUCGAGGGGGAUGAUGGGAGGCCAGGACAAGAUGAUGGAUGAGUUCCUCCAACAAGGUGACCAGAUGCCACAAGGCCCGGCGCAACCAUUCGCCAUGGAGCAAAUGCGACGUGAACUAGAAAAUUUCCAAACUGCGCCACCAAGAACGGGCUCACCCGCCUGGGCCGCGGAGUUCGACCAUGGUGAACAGGCAAGGAUGGAAGCUGCCUUUAAACCAGGGAUGGGAAGAGCGUUCCCUGGGGGUCCCGAGUUCAAUUCAGCAGAGUUUGCCCUCUUCCGGCAGCAAAACCGGAAUGGUAUGCAGGGAACGUCGGCCCCGGCUACUUCGUCCGCGCCGAUGAUGAGCUCAUAUCAACCGCAAAUGAUGAGAUUUGGCGGUAUGAACUCUGGACACAUGGGUAUGAUGGGCCAGCCAUACGGCAUGGGAAUGCAACAUCAUCACCCACCACAGCAAUCAGCACAGGAAGAUAAAGGGAAAGGAAGGAUGGUAGAGCUAGACGAUGAAAACUGGGAAGCACAAUUUGCAGAGAUUGCUGCGUCGGGACAGAAGGAUGAGGAUGCAGAAGCAAAUGCGGCGAUAGAGGCCGAGCUAAAUGAGGUCGAUAGACAACUGGUCGACGAAGACCUAAAUUUCGAUAAUAUGAACCUGGGCGAUUUCAGUGAAUGGGAUCACUUUGAUAGUACUCUGAACACUCAUUCUAGAGACCCCAAUAUGGGCGACUACCUUUUCGAAGAGGAGAAUGCUUUCAAAUCAGUCAAUAACCCCUUCGAAGAAGGCGUGCGUAUCAUGAGAGAAGGCGGUAACCUUUCUCUCGCUGCUCUCGCGUUCGAAGCUGCGGUGCAGAAGGAUCCCAAACACGUCGAAGCAUGGACGAUGCUAGGAUCUGCUCAGGCUCAGAAUGAAAAGGAAAGCCCCGCCAUCCGCGCAUUAGAACAAGCCUUGAAACUCGAUCCCAAUAACCUCGAUGCUCUCAUGGGCCUUGCCGUAUCGUAUACGAACGAAGGCUACGACUCGACUGCUUACCGCACCCUCGAACGCUGGCUAUCAGUCAAGUAUCCUCAACUCGUCGAUCCAAGCACGCUCUCAGGAGAUGGUGACUUGAGCUUCACAGAUCGACACAUUCUACACGAACGGGUCACAGACCUCUUCAUCCAGGCCGCGCAGCUCUCUCCACAAGGCGAGCAAAUGGACCCAGACGUCCAAGUUGGCCUAGGAGUCCUCUUCUAUGGCGCAGAAGAAUAUAGCAAAGCCGUUGAUUGUUUCACCGCUGCCCUUGCAUCCACUGAAUCUGGAAUUUCCAACCAGAAGGACCAGGUGCAUCUUCUUUGGAACCGCCUCGGGGCUACGCUCGCCAACUCCGGCCGGUCCGAGGAAGCCAUCGAAGCCUAUGAGAAGGCCCUGACUAUAAACCCCAACUUCGUCCGUGCUAGGUACAAUCUAGGCGUCUCCUGUAUUAAUAUUGGCUGCUAUCCGGAAGCCGCGCAGCAUCUGCUUGGAGCAUUGUCGAUGCACAAAGUCGUGGAGGAUGAAGGGCGGGAACGUGCCAGGGACAUUGUGGGCGAUGGCGUUGACGAGGCGCAGCUGGAGCAUAUGAUUCACAUUUCACAGAAUCAGAGCACGAACUUGUAUGAUACGCUUCGACGUGUGUUUAGCCAGAUGGGUCGGCGGGAUUUGAGUGAUUUGGUAGUUAGCGGGAUGGAUGUGUCCGUAUUCAGAUCGGAAUUUGAGUUUUAGAUAUUGAGUAAACUAGAAAGGGAGGGAAGGAUGAGUUAGUUGAUUGUCUUACGUUUGAAAUGAGGUAUGAUAUUUUGGAGAAUAUGAGAGAGGUAUAUUUUGCGCCUCGCAUGCAAUGUCAAGACCCUCCACAUGAGCGUAUUUUUCCAGCGCUCUUUGGAUAUCCCAUUGCCCGCUGGGCUAUAAGGUGUUCUACCUUUACUCAUGCAAUGCAUCCAUAGUUGAUCCAUUCUUAUACCAGAAAUGUGCUAUUUACGAAUAAUAAUAAUCCAUAUAGAUCCACGAGCUAUAACCGAUCUUUAUCCCUGCUUGGCUUAUCGAGUUUGUUAGCCGUGUUUCGGGCUGAGAUAUGCGCAAACAAUUUUGAUCAAACAUAAAAAAUAAAAGGCAAAAAUAUACAUAGUUGUUCCG